Molecule: messenger RNA, 1155 nt
Organism: Abrus precatorius (Indian licorice)
Lineage: Eukaryota; Viridiplantae; Streptophyta; Magnoliopsida; Fabales; Fabaceae
Exons: 4
Coding region: 1-1155 (384 amino acids)
Molecular function (GO): zinc ion binding; nucleic acid binding
Source: RefSeq, a predicted model, not a curated record
AUGUCCGAUUAUGCUCGCCCAUCAUUAACGGGAACAGAGUCUAACAUUGUCCGUCCGGAUGUGCAGGAGAAUUUGGAAAUAAAGUCCAAUGUUAUUCAGAUGGAACAGAGCAAAACAGUGGUUGAACUCUCUCCCACGAGGAUCUAUCACUUCAUGGGAGGCUAUGACAGAAAAAUUCUUGGCAAAAUAUUUUCCUCCCGCGAAUCUGCCAAGAUAAGGAAUGAUAUCUCUUCCUUCUACCAAUUGGAGUCAGAGACUUUAUACAAUACGUGGGAGAGGUUUAAGGAAUUGCUGCGGAAGUGUCCACAUCAUGGGAUUCCGGACUGCUUCAAGUGCAAACCUUCUACAAUGAUGGCAAGGCCAUCUAGGAGACCUGUUUCAAAUCCUCCUCCACCUGAUGUGAACCAGAUGGCUCACGCUAUAGGGGCCAUGUUUCGACCUUCCCAGUCUAAAGGAGCGACAUUAUCAGCUCCUAGACCAGUGGGUACUGCCACCUCUGCUCUUCAACCGAAGGGAGCAAGUACACCAUCUUUUAGAGUUUCAGCCCCUACUAUAGUGAGAUGCUUCAGGUGUGGAGGACCACACUAUCUGAAUCAAUGUCAACAGGCUGACACUAGAGUCUAUUUUUUGUGCCGACAGUCGGGGCAUCUUGCUAAGGAUUGCCCUACUUCUCAAAUUGGAGCAGCAUCGUCCACUGCUAGUGCUUUACAUGUCGUGAGACCAAGAGCAGUUAGGGCUACACAAGUGACUAGGCCUAGAGCUGAGGCCCGUGUAUUUACUACUUCUGGGAUAGAAGCUGCUCAAGCUAUAGAUCUUGUACAAGGGACAGGAGUGGUGGCAGGUACACCCCUUUCCGUGCUUUUUGAUUUUAGAGCCAUGCACUCCUUCAUUGCGGAUGUCUGUCUGAAAAACUUAGGAUUUCCUGUAAGUGAUUUGAGAUGUAAUUUGGUAGUGGCGACGUCCACUUUGAAUUCGAUAACAACUUCAACAGUUUGUAUUGGAUAUCCUAUAGUAGUUGAGGGACAGGAGUAUAGGGUUAAUCUUAUUAAUAUCCCUAUGUUGAGUUUGGAUGUAAUUCUAGGCAUGAAUUGGCUGACUGCCAAUCAUGUUGUGAUUGAUUGUGCCCAGGGACGUUUAAUUUUCCCUGAGCAGUAA